AUGGAGGGAAAGAAAGUUGCGACGGUGACUUCAAAGCUCGAAGUUGCGAUGGCAGCAGUAGCAAGCCGGUGGUUGGACGGAAGUCAGGGAGUGAGGGAGGAGCUUGAUGACGAUGAGAGGAAGGAGCAACUCAAGGUCAAGGGUGAUGGGGGAGUGCUGCGCAUUUUGCCGUUUUGGAGUGAGGGUUGGGGGAAUAGGAUGAUUACUUCAAUACCUAAGGCACUGGUCCAAAAGUGGAGUGGUUUGAUUGUUCAGUUCCAAAUGACAACAGUAAAUCAUAUUCAAGAACUAAGCUUUUCGCUAGAAGCCUUUAGAUUCAGAACCAUAGUUGAGAUUCUCAACACUGAUAAGAAUCAACAGAGCGAUUUAUUUGAUGUGAUUGCGGAGGUGGUUAGUAAAGAGGACUCCAGGGACUUGCUUAUCACUAAGGGAAAAGAGACUAAACAUUUGAUAGUUGUUUUGGAAGACUUAGAGCACAACAAGAUUGACUGCAUUUUGUUCGGAAAGAUGGUUAAUCAAAUACUCCCACAUCUUGAGGCUGGAACAGGGGAACCUGUGAUUGUUCUGCUACAAUUCAUCAAGGCUAUACGGUUAUUUAGUGAUGCACCAGCAACUUCUUCAGUCAGGAUUAGCCAGAACUCAUCACAAAGCGGAUGGUCUGCUGUUGAUGAACUAACACAAGGUGAUAUAGCAAUGAAAACUAUUGAACAAGUGCUUAACUGUGAAAAGAAAGAUUGGUAUUACAAGUCAUGUAGAAACUGUCUGAAGAAAGUGGAUACUCCCAUUGGAGAUAAAUAUGAGGAGUGUGGCAAGUGUGGCCACAUCCAUGGAAGUGAUGCACUCAGGUUCAAGAUUGAAGUGAUGGUGUAUAAUGGUACUGGAAGCAUUAGUUUACUACUUUGGGAUAGAGAAAUGUCCGACGGUGAUAAUGAGUAUCCAUCCACUCUUAAUAACAUAAUAGACAAAAAACUGCUACUUAAGCUAAAUGUAAAGUUUGCGAAUAUAAAACAGUUUGUCCAUAUUUAUACUGUGAUGAAAAUAUGUGAUGAUGAAGAGAUUAUUGAAAAGAACACGCAAAGUGUGCUAUCAACUGAACCAUUCACUAACAACACUGAAGGUGGGUGUAGCAACUUGGUGCAUGUUUCAGGGGAUGUUGUUAAUCUCGAGAAUGAUUGUGAUCCUGAGUAUAAUCUGGAUGUUAUAGAGGAAUCUAUUUCAAGCCUCAAGUGUAAAACACCAGCAAAAAGAACUUCCCAACAGCUUGAAGUGUGUCUCCCAAUUUGUGAAUGA
Molecule: messenger RNA, 1290 nt
Organism: Arachis ipaensis
Lineage: Eukaryota; Viridiplantae; Streptophyta; Magnoliopsida; Fabales; Fabaceae
Source: RefSeq, a predicted model, not a curated record